AUGAGGGGUGCUCAUGCUGACUGCUACCGGCUUCUGGAAAUUGGGCCGGUGGGCACAGUGAGACGGCCACUUCGAGCCAUCGGCUUCCGGGGCCAUCUGAGGCAGCCAGGCGACGGGAACAGCAAGGUGUCGCGGGCUGGCCUCGGGCCUGCUCGGGGGCAGGAGUCUGCUGGGAGCCUGCAGGGCCGGCCGCGCACACCAGGGAAAGCCUCCUCCCCGCUGGGUGGACGCCGAGCUGCCCCCCGCGCCGCCGCCCCGCGCGCGCCUGACCCCGUCUCGUUUCAGCUCUGGAUCGGCCGCGUCGCCGCCGCCUCCCAGGAGCACGGCCUGAAGUACCCCGCGCUCGUGGGCAGUCUCGUCAAGUGCCAGGUGGAGCUGAACAGGAAGGUGCUCGCAGACCUGGCCAUCUACGAACCGAAGACCUUCAAAUCUCUGGCUGCUCUGGCCAAGAGGCGGCGAGAGGAGGGGUUUGCGGCUGCCCUGGGGGACGGGCAGGAGCCCGCAGGCGUGUUCUCCAGGGUGGUGCAGUACCGCUGAGCCCCCACCUGUGGGCUCAGCCCCCAGCAGCCCAGGCCUUGACCCCCAGGCCGGGGGGCGCUACAUGCCGGCGCUGGCCUCCUCCACCUGCGCGGACCCUACAAAUAAAGCUGGUGUACAGACUGCAGCCGG
Condylura cristata (star-nosed mole) is the source of this 669-nucleotide messenger RNA. RefSeq names its product mitochondrial ribosomal protein L20 (gene MRPL20). Gene Ontology annotation, biological process: ribosomal large subunit assembly; translation. Gene Ontology annotation, cellular component: ribosome. The transcript has 4 exons. The coding region runs from base 1 to 537 and encodes 178 amino acids. Gene Ontology annotation, molecular function: rRNA binding; structural constituent of ribosome. NCBI's taxonomy places the organism in Eukaryota, Metazoa, Chordata, Mammalia, Eulipotyphla, Talpidae. The record is from RefSeq and is a predicted model, not a curated record.